Cinara cedri is the source of this 1522-nucleotide messenger RNA. Lineage: Eukaryota; Metazoa; Arthropoda; Insecta; Hemiptera; Aphididae. The record is from the annotation of a GenBank genome assembly.
AUGGUAAGUAUAUUUAAAAUAACAAUUACAAAUAAAUGUUUUGUGAAAAAUGAAUAAGGUUUAUAUUUAUUUGAUUAAAAACACAAAAUUAAUGUUGCAUGUGGUACUUGUAUCUAUACUAGUGAACCGUUUUGUCUGAUUUUACUCUAGUUUUAAUUUAAUAUAUCGUUCAUUUUAAUUAUAAUUAAUUUGUUAGACUCGCAAGCGCCGUAAUGGAGGACGAUCAAAACACGGACGUGGACAUGUUAAACCUGUACGCUGUACUAACUGUGCUCGAUGUGUGCCGAAAGACAAGGCUAUCAAGAAAUUUGUGAUUCGUAAUAUUGUCGAAGCUGCUGCAGUUCGGGAUAUAACUGAUGCAAGUGUAUAUACAUGUAUGUAUUAACAAAUUAUUAACUAUUUCAAGAUUAGUAUCACUAAUUGCAUAUUAUUUAUAGCAUACCAAUUGCCAAAAUUAUAUGCUAAGUUGCACUACUGUGUUUCUUGCGCCAUUCAUUCAAAAGUGGUAAGAAACAGAUCCAAGGCUGAUCGUCGUAUCCGAACACCACCAAGCCGUAACUUCCCACGUGGGGUAAUAUUUUCUUGAACUAUGAUUUUUCCAUUAAAUUUAAUGUGUUAUUUUUUUUAUUAAAUGUUUGACAAAAUAUUUUUUUAUCAAGUGACUAUAAUGUGAAUGUGUUAAAAGAUUGAAAAAAAUUGCACAUUCACUACUACAUGAUUUUUGCAAGUUUUUCUUCCUUAACCAAAGUAAAUUAAUAUUUAAAAGAGCCGAUCUGCUGACGACUGUGCCACUGUUAUAAGUGGUAGUGACAUGAAGUUAUUUAAUUAAUAUCUACAAGCAACGAUAAACCAUUGAGAACAAAUAACUAUUCUAAGUGAAGUUUGUGUUUAAUUUGUAAGACUAAUAUUUAUGAUUUUCUUCAAAAUUUGGUCUUGAAACAUUUUCUAAUCAAUAAGGACUACUUUUUCUAAACCUUAAAUUUUCUUGCAUUUCAUUAAUUUGAUACCAACAUUUUCUAAAUUUUUUUUUAAAAUAAAGUUUUGGUUGUGUUGAAAUUUUAUGUUCUUAAGACUUGAAAUGCAUGGAUAACAAAAUUCAUUUUGAAUGCACCUAGAGAGAGACCUGGCAUAGUCACUAGAAUAGUGUGCUCACUCGGGCUGUUAAAAAUAAUUUCAACUGUUUUUAUUGAAUUGCGUUUAAUUUUAAAAAUUAAAUAAUUAAUAGUAUCUGCUCCUAUUAAUAACUACUGUUCUAAUUUAAAAUUAAUUUAACUCUAGAACUAAUAAUUUGUGCACAUUUUUUACCAUUAUUUUUAACUGUUGAUUUACCUUGGUUUAAAAAAAACGAUUGGAAAACUCAUAUGGAAGUCUAAGUAGAAUAAUACUAAAAUUGUCUUGUCUGGUUUAUUAUACCAUGCAAAUCUAAUCAAAUUUAACUUUUAUAUUUGUAUCAUAUAACACUUUAUGACAUAUGUUUUAGGAUAACAAUCGCCAAGGAGGACAACCUCAGAGGAAGCCAUAA